GAGAAAAGUAUUCCCGAUUUUGGAGAGCGAUGGUCCUUCGAAAAUUUGUGUGUUGAAACUUUUUGGACAAACUUCGUGUGAAGCGCAAACUUGAAUCGCUAGGCAUCAGUGUGACGUCAGGGUAGGGUUUUGGUAAACGUAUCAAAAAUGUCCCUGGAACCAUCCGCUUGUGAAGAUUUGAAGGCAUUCGAACGACGCCUGACCGAAGUGAUAGCUGCCCUGCAACCGUCCACGCUGCGAUGGAGGAUCCUGCUCGGUACCAUGUCGCUGGUAACCUUCUUGGGCGCCUUCUACUGGCUUACGGAUCCCCGCACCUCGAUUGUCCCGCUCGUGGACUCCCUUUGGAACCAUCCAGUAUUCACCUUUUCGACGGCGAUUCUUUUGCUCCUGUUUGUGUUCGGAAUCCACAAGCUCGUAAUUGCACCGCAAAUCAUCACGUCCCGAACGCGGAGCGUGCUGGCCGAGUUUAACAUGUCCUGCGACGAAACGGGCAAGCUAAUUCUGCGACCGCGACCGACCAACAACCGAUUUCACAACGGUAACGGCAGCAGCUCCAACGGCAGUCGCAGUCCCAAGAAGACGAAACGCUAACACAAACGACGACGAGGACAUGGACGACCCCACCACCCAACAUCCAAACAAACGACGACCACCGGGAAAAACGGAUCGUAUUAAUUGUAAAUAGUGUUUUUUUUUCGUGUAGCUUCUUUUGUUUGUGCGCGCGCAACGACGGGCAAUUUGGAACCAGCUUAUUUCUACCUACUUUCUAACUCUCACUGCAUCAUAGUAAUGUAAUGUCCAUCGAUCAAGAUUGUUUAGUUUUCGGAAAGGAAAUCAAAUAAAUGGUUUUUACUGGAAAA
Molecule: messenger RNA, 860 nt
Organism: Culex pipiens pallens (northern house mosquito)
Lineage: Eukaryota; Metazoa; Arthropoda; Insecta; Diptera; Culicidae
Gene: Cnep1r2
Product: nuclear envelope phosphatase-regulatory subunit 1 homolog
Exons: 5
Coding region: 148-591 (147 amino acids)
Cellular component (GO): cytoplasm; Nem1-Spo7 phosphatase complex
Source: RefSeq, a predicted model, not a curated record